Molecule: messenger RNA, 1892 nt
Organism: Papaver somniferum (opium poppy)
Lineage: Eukaryota; Viridiplantae; Streptophyta; Magnoliopsida; Ranunculales; Papaveraceae
Exons: 3
Coding region: 82-1635 (517 amino acids)
Biological process (GO): protein polyubiquitination; ubiquitin-dependent protein catabolic process; positive regulation of proteasomal ubiquitin-dependent protein catabolic process
Cellular component (GO): cytoplasm; ubiquitin ligase complex
Molecular function (GO): RNA-DNA hybrid ribonuclease activity; ubiquitin conjugating enzyme binding; zinc ion binding
Source: RefSeq, a predicted model, not a curated record
AUAUAUAGAGAGAAAAAGAGAAGGUGAUACUCGAAUUAAAAACCUAAAACCAUAGAGAGAGAGGGCUUAGACUGAAACUCAAUGGCGGGUAGAGCUAUGAAAGCGGACCUUGACUUUGCGUUUGAACUACAAGUAGAAGAAGCAUUAACGGCUUCCCUUAUCGGCGAUGAACAAGAGAUUGCUCAAAACGCAAGUGAUUUUCAAACCCUAGAAUUACUGAAACAAUUGGAACAAGAAGAGAAAGAUAGAUUACAAUGGGAAACAGAGAUCAACAAAAUGAAAAACGAUCUUAAACGUUUAGUUCAUGAUCAAAAAGUUGCACAAGAAAUUAGUCGUAUUCCUAAUGAUCAAUGGGAGGAAACUGGAGAUUAUUUUGAGAAACCUUUUGGUGAAGCGUCUUCUUCUUCUAGGGAUGUCCAUGAUAAUAGUGCACCGUUUAAGCUGUAUUUCAAGGGUCUGUUUAGUACUGAAAGAAUUGGGGAUUCAAUUGUUGAUAUAGCUGGGAUAGGUUUUGCUGUCUGUGAUCCUCUUGGCAAUUCUAUUUUGAAUGGAGUGAAACCAUUGAUUGGUGAUUGGAAGUCUGAUUUUGCUCCUGAAGAGUUGGAAUUGAAAGUGGAGGCUAAGGCUUUGAUUCAAGGUUUAACUGCUGCUCUUUCAUUGGAUGUUAAGAGGAUCGAUUUCUUUUGUGAUUACUACCCGCUUUACCAAUAUAUCACAAUGAGACAUCUAGUGAAUCAGCAGAACAUUGCCACAGUAGUUGAUCAGGUGUCUCUGCUUCAAAGAAACUUCAUCAGUUGUCGCCCAUUCCUUGUGGCUCGAAAGGAUGUUAAAUUUGCAUUUAAGCUGGCAAGGAAUGCCAUAGAUUCACAGAUUAACAGGUCAGCUGGAUGUAACACUUCUAGGAGUAAGAAGGAGACGUGCAACAUCUGCUUAGAAGAUAUUUCUGUGGGCCAAAUGUUUGCCAUCAAUAGGUGCUUACAUCGCUAUUGUUGUUCUUGUAUGAAGCAGCAUGUGGAAGUCAAGCUACUUAACGGAAUGGUACCCCAAUGUCCUCAUGAUGGCUGUAAAACCACGCUAAAUCUUGAUAACUGUCGAAAUUUUUUGACCACUAAGUUGAUUGAUAUGAUGAGCAAACGCAUUCAGGAGGAUUCUAUACCUGUAACCGAGAAAGUUUACUGCCCAAACCCGAUGUGCUCUGCGCUGAUGCCAAAGAUCAAUAUUCCAAAAUUUGCUUAUGAUCCAUCCACCAAGGAAUAUUUAAGUGGACAGUGUAUGAAAUGCAAUGAAUAUUUCUGUUUCAAGUGCAAGGCUCCAUGGCAUUAUAACAUGAACUGCCGAGCUUAUCAGAAAAGUUCCGAGGACGACGCAAAGCUGAAGAAUCUUGCAAAUAUGAAACUUUGGCGCCAAUGCAAGAAGUGCAACCACAUGAUUGAACUGGUUGCAGGUUGCUACCACAUCACUUGCAGGUGCGGUCAUGAAUUUUGCUAUACCUGUGGAGCAGCUUGGAAGAAUAAAAAAGCGACGUGUACAUGCCCAAUAUGGAAUGAAAGGAACCUCAUGCAUAACCAGCGGGGACCGAACAGGCAGAAUAACCCGCAGCAGCAGAACCAGUAUCAUCAGCAGCGGCGUGGAUAAGUGUGGUACUUAGUCUUGGUAUGAAGUUUCUAGUUUCGCUGUUUUAUCCUUGUAAAACUUAUAUAGGAAGGACGACAACUAGACAGUAUGAGUUGUUCCAAAACUUUAUUGAUUGUAUGGAUUAAGUAACGGUAACUGCAGUGUUUUGUUGUUCUUGUAAAAUCUGAGCAAGGAUAUUUGAAGAACCCUGUUGGUCAUCAACCAUUAAGUAACCUACCUUGAACAAAUGGUAUACAUGAGUACCGACUACACCACAA